Messenger RNA from Porites lobata, 3972 nucleotides. Lineage: Eukaryota; Metazoa; Cnidaria; Anthozoa; Scleractinia; Poritidae. The record is from the annotation of a GenBank genome assembly.
CUCAAGCAAAUCACGCUUUCCAAUCUCAGGCAGGUCCCACGCAAAGCAUGUCCGCGCGGUUAUGUACACAUAGGCACAUUCUUUAGAUCGUAGUCAAGCAAAGUUUGACGCCGAACUUCGCAGUCCCUCAACCGAUUUAUUUGAUCAUGGCCUUUUUUUGCCCCAUGAGAAUUCCAAGAAGGCGAAGAAAACGUGAGUAUCAAGUUUAGUUUAAGGUUGAGUGAAAAUAAAAGCUUUUCUAGCUUAUGGCUUUAUUGUUUACACGCUCGUCUCACAGCGAUUGUCAAAUAUCUGACAGGGUAUCGAGAUGAAGAACAAAAAAACAGCACUCCAAAUGGAAAUCCUGGUGGACGGAUUACUGGCAGCAACAGUGUAGACUCACUUGUGGAAUUGGGCAAGGAAGAGGAAGACAAUGAGAUCGAGUUUGAGCCUCGAAAGAUGGUUGUUUUGCACGAUUUCAUUCCAUGUGUCGAAGACGAGGUCGCUGUAAAGCGAGGACAACGAGUGAAAUCUUUAUACCAAGAAACGGACUGGAUUUACAUUAUAACAAACGACGGCAAAGAAGGGUUUAUUCCGUUUACGUAUUGCGUAGAAGAAGAAGAGUACGAGAAAAGAAAAGAGAAACAGAAAGGUCUUCAAAGGAAUAAUUUUCGUAACGCUUCUUUCCUCGACUCGUUACAAAUUCAAACAGACACCACACCGGCAUUCAGUUUUAAGAAAAAUAAUUACGGCGAUUAUAUCGUCAGGUUUGAUUUCAUUGCUUGUGACGAGAACGAUAUAAACGCACAGAAGGGGGAUAAAGUUCGAGUUUUGAACAAGGAUGACAAAGAUUGGUACUGGGUGUCGAAUUCUCAAGGGGUCGAAGGAUUUAUUCCCAAAGAUUUUCUGGUUCCCUGUGACAGACUUCAAAAUGGUGGUAAGUCCUUAUGAUUGAGUGAUUCAAACAUUUGAAUAAUUCUAGAGUUAAUAUCAAAUCCUAGUGAAGCAGGGGCCGUGUUCUUUAAAGAACAUCUCACAGUAGGAAACAGAUUUUUUUGAAUUGUUUAAUUAGUUUCCGUGGCAUUGUGUUACGCUAAAUCGUCUUUUGAAAAGUGUUGAUAAACAAGUUAAAAAUCUAGAUCAACUUAGCAAACAAAUAACUUGAAUUAUUUUUGGAGACUGGAUGAUCGUAGCAGGUAUUAAAUAUAUUACACGUACUGGAGUUCAUUGAAGGUCGUAUUGAGCCGAGUUCAUUAAUGUCAGCAAAAUCAAUAAUUCGGAAAUGAAUAUUCAGCAAAAACAAUCCAAGUAUGUCAUCAAUUGAUGGCACUCAAUUAGUGUUUCUGAAAGGGAAAUUAUUUUUGAAAUCGUCAUUCUAGUUUUAAGAGAAAUGUUCACGGCUAAAAAAAAGAAAUUAGUUCUCUUUUGUAAAGGGUGCAAUUUCUUGGUCACUUUGAAUGCCAGGAAAACUUGGAAAGGAAACAGCGCUUGAUUGUGUACAAUGUAUUAGCAUAGGACGUUUGGUACAACCUUGCUACCGGAUUGUUUUCAUGGUUACAAAGCUGUGCUCUGCUUCUUCACUCUUUACUCAGGUGUAGGGGCAACUUUCUGCCGGGGGUUACAUGUGAUGGACUAGCAUCCCAUCGAGGAGCAUUACAUUGUGAUGCUCUGAAUUGCUAAUGUUGCUUCAAAAAUUGGGCCAAGCCCUACUGGACCCAUUUUGGCUGUUUUUCACAACCAGUCCUGACAGAUUUACACACAAAAAAAAACACGUAACAUUUUGGGGAAAAAUCCACUGCCAAUUUCACUAUGUACCUAGUACUGCUCUUUGCAGAUUAAAUUUGUCCCUUUCCUAAAAGUUAGCUAGUCACAAUUCCAUGAAAAAAAGACAAUAGAGUGGGCAACAAAACUGCAUUUAAAAGAGAAAGAAAAAGGCAAAAGAGAGAGUGAAAUAAGUCCAAAUUUUGGCUUAUGUACAUGCUCAUUAGCCAAAAACUAAUCCACAAAAGAGGAAUUGGUGAAAAAUGUGGUUUUCCGCCCCUUGCUGGCCAGCACCAAAGGGUUACUUUGUGGUCGAUAGAUAGAGUCAGGAGGGAAGUGAUCUAUGGGAACAAGAGAGCAGGGAAAGUCCUUCGAUUUUAGAGAGUAAGAGUUAGGCAAAGUUAACAUGACAACUUCUAAUGCAAAACUUGUUUUAGGGUUUUUCUUUUGCGCAUUAUGCUCAAUACAUGACAUGGCAUGACAUUGUUAUGCUAGUUACGUGCUCAUUUUGAUAGACUGUUCUUAAAAAUGGGUGCUAAUGUCCUUAGCAAUAAAUAAUAUUACAUUUUUCAGAAUGAAUUCUACUAGGGUAUCACAGGAAAAAAUAACAGAUUCCCAUUUUUGAAUAUUUUAGGGUAUUUAAAGAAUACCCACAAAAAUCCCAAAUUUGGAAGAGUGAGACAAGUCUCAAUCAGGGAACUUGGUUGGGAAUUCCCUGGUUGGGACUUGUCUUGCUUUGCCAAAUUUGGGAUUUUAAUGGGUAUUCUUUAAAUACCCUAAAAUAUCCAAAAAUGGGAAUCCGUUAUUUUUUCCUGUGGUACUACCUUGACUACCCUGUUCAAUUAAUACAUACAUGUACUUUUAUUAUGUUAUUUGAGAUCCCUUCAAAGUUGGUCUCCAGUUUUCCAUAUUUCACCUUGUGCACUUAUAAUGUAUUUGCAGAUAUAUAUUUUUUAUUUUUUAACUUAUCCCUAUGUUAGUUUUCUAAAAUGGUAUUUCACCUUUUUCAGAUUCAAGUCCAGCUUCAAAUCAAAGUCUUCUGAGUGGCAGUAGGACAAUGUCACAGACAGAGGUUUCUCUACUGUCAACGCAAACAGGAAGUCCGUACAGAGAAACGUUAUCUGACUCAGCAAGAUCAAACAACAGAAGCUCAUCCACAGAGCCGCUCUACCUCCUCACUCCACUAGCCAAUGGGAAUCGUACAAGCUCUGUUACUUCAAACAGUCAAACAAAUACAUUCCGUCAACGUCGUAACACCAAUGAGCUUUUACUAUAUGGACAAGAACUUGUGUGUACUGAUACUUAUAUAGGGAAGAAACUGGAUGAACUUACCGUGCAUAAGGGAGACUGGAUCUAUGCUGAUAUGAAACUCAAGGAUGGGAGAGGGUGGAUUUGGGCUUAUUCACCUUCAAACAAGAUGCAGGGGUUUGUGCCACGGUCAUGUCUUCGCCCGCCUGCCACAACACCUCUCUGAUUUUAGUCUGUUAGUGUAAGUUUUGAGAAAGGAGGGUUGGGGAAAUGAGCUAGAUAUUUAAAGUUCAGAAUUUGUAUUUUAAGAACAUAAAAUUAAUUUUACAGUUGGAACACUCUGAUGACUUUUCUACCUGCCGAGAUAUAUAUUUUUAAAGAAUAGUAAUAUGAAAUGAUUACUUACUGGCAUAGCCUGCGAAGGUACUGGCAAUGCUUGUCGUUUUCCAAGAUGGCAUUUCUUUCCUGGUUAAAAAUUUGGGCUGAAAAUUUAACUUUGUUAUUGUUAACAAUUUACUCUUUGUGGGAUGUUAAAAGUUACAUGUGCAGCUGGUGAAUGGGACAAACUAUAACUCUCAAAGAAAAAUAAUAUAUCAGUAUGAUUAUUGUGAAAUUAUUAUUAACAUUAGUUGAGAGACUCUUGUUUUGAAGCAACUGCAAUGUUUAUGUGAAAGUUUUAAGUUUAGUACUGUGCUGCCUGAUUUAUUUUUGCCACUAACAGGAACCUUGGUAACAUGUUUACCAAUCUUAUUAACAAUUUCCUUGUCAACAUGGCCAAAUAUAAUAAUGAUGUUGAGCAGUAUUGUUAUGUAAUAGAGAUGUCAAAGUCUUAGUGAGAUGUCUACCUCAUAGAAAGACACAAAAAGUGACUGAAAAUGUCAGAAAUCUAGUGUCUACACGUUUAUAGAAUUGUCCAUCAAGACAGAGCAUGCUGUAUUGCAAACAUUUUGAAACCAAAAUACCUAAAACAACCUCAUGAGCAAG